Messenger RNA from Zasmidium cellare ATCC 36951, 1038 nucleotides. RefSeq lists its product as uncharacterized. The record is from RefSeq and is a predicted model, not a curated record. The transcript is spliced from 4 exons. Gene Ontology annotation, biological process: regulation of DNA-templated transcription. Gene Ontology annotation, molecular function: zinc ion binding; DNA-binding transcription factor activity, RNA polymerase II-specific. Lineage: Eukaryota; Fungi; Ascomycota; Dothideomycetes; Mycosphaerellales; Mycosphaerellaceae. The coding region runs from base 1 to 1038 and encodes 345 amino acids.
AUGCCCUCUGCAAGCCAACACCAAGCAGAGGGCGCCGCGCCGAGGACCAAGAGGGGCUCCAUUGCCUGCGUCGCCUGCAACACCUGCCGUCGUCGCAAGACCCGGUGCGAUGGAAAGCGUCCCGCGUGCAGGCGGUGCAAAGACUCCGGGAAGACCUGCGUCUACGAGGCCAACGUCAACGAAAGUCGUCAGGCCGCUCUGAAGCGCGAGAACGAGGAGCUUCGUCGGCAGUUGGCACGCUUCAAUGACCAAGCUGACCGGCAGCACAUCGAUCCUCACGCGCCGCAAGAUAUUGCUGCCCAUCCCCCUGACGACGAGUCAUUGUCGACCCUGGCCCCGAGCCUGAGUAGUCACUCGCAAUCGGCGGCCCUUUCACCUAUGUCUUCCUGGACCGCCUCAUAUCCACACGCUUUCUCAAUCACAGACGAAAGUCUAAGCUGGACGAACAGGGACCAUCAAAGCAUGGGCAUGGGCAUGGACAGCAGGAGGUCUUCGCGCGCGUCUCUGCCCACCUCCACAUCAACUUGCCAGGCCCUCAUCCACGCCCUCACUUCGCAAUCCGACAAUGAGGCCACUAUGACCCUGGCGAAGCUACGGCUUGGCAUUCCGUGGAGCCAGAUUGUAGACCAACUGGCAGACUCUGGCCACCCUAUCUCGCCAUCACGGGAAACGACCCACAGCAACUAUUACCGAGACCAACGACAGACCCCCCAAAAUCUCGACCACAACAGUAAUGAUUACAACAACAAUUACCGAGACCAACGACAGACCCUCCAAAACCUCAUCGAGUACAGUAAAGAUUCCAACAUCAAGCCCACGUCGGCUCGCGAGCCUCCCAAAGACGAAGAAACAUGGACAGCAGAACAUAUAUGCAAGAUACGUCUAGCAGAGAUAAUGGAAAUCCCAGUCUAUAGAAAGCUUUCGAUCCUCCUCAAGUCCAAGGACGGCCGAAUCGCAAUGCGAAUCAGUACAUUGAAUCUUUACCAUGCAUCCCAAGCCAGGCUCCACGAUGCUCUAGUAGAACAGCCUGGCCUCUGA